Messenger RNA from Coprinopsis cinerea okayama7#130, 2367 nucleotides. RefSeq lists its product as hypothetical. Gene Ontology annotation, molecular function: chromatin binding. Lineage: Eukaryota; Fungi; Basidiomycota; Agaricomycetes; Agaricales; Psathyrellaceae. The transcript has 8 exons. The coding region runs from base 1 to 2367 and encodes 788 amino acids. Gene Ontology annotation, cellular component: nuclear inner membrane. The record is from RefSeq and is a predicted model, not a curated record.
AUGUCGCGCCUCACAGCGACGCAAGUGAUAUCUCUGGGAGAAUAUCUGGAACCAGAUUUCAACCCUGCAUCUCUCACAAUAUCCCAGCUCCUCGGUGUCCUGGGCUAUCACAACAUCCAAUAUCCAACUCCGUACUCCAAGGCCAAGCUUGUUAAGGUCUUCAACGAUGAAGUCAAAACGCGAGCAGCCAAAUUCAAGAAAGAACGCAUGAAAAGGAACAACAGUGCUCCCAGUGACGAUGGAAUCAUGGACGGAGUCACAGGUCGCCCGCUGGCUGCCGUGAGGAAGACCGCACCCCGCCGCUCCUCUAGGCGGCUGUCGCAAGCACCUGUCGAGGUCGAAGACGACGAGGAAGACGUCCCGCCACCCGAACCUCCCAAACGAAGGCGAUCUUCAGCACAACCCACUUUGGGCGGUUCCUCACGUCGCAGAUCUACAGUUCAGCCUCCACUUAUAGAAGAGAGCGAACCGGAAGAAGAGGAAGUCCAGCCUCCCAAGAAAAUUGUUCGAAGUAAGAAAUCGACAUCUCGCCGAAUAUCUGAAAAGUUCGGCGAAGAUAGCGGAUGGGAGGACAACAAUAUCUUUCAGUCUGGGGCAGAGUCUUCGUCUCCAGCGCGACCCUCGCCCGCACGAACACGAGUUCCAAGGAAAAGUGGCACAGUCCGGAGGUCACGAAAGUCUAUGUCUGCGCCUCCCGACUCAUCGCCAACGAGAAGCUCACCAUUUUCUCCUCCUGAAUCGUCGUUCAACCCAAGAUUCGACAGACCACCUCCCCCGCUCGUGUUUCCCAGUCCAGUUCAAAAGCCAAAGUCUAUCCCAGCUCCAGUGUCUCCCUUCCAGUUCGUACCUCGGGAACCAUCCAAAGAAGAAGAGGAUCGUGACGAGUAUCAUGCGGGGGAAGGCCAUCUCCAGCAGGAAGUAUACGAGGACAUCAUUGUUCCCGUCAAGAAGGAGGAAGAUGACCAAGAGCCAGAGCUGCAGCACCCUGACGAUGAACGAGAUGAAGUUGAAGGCGAAAGAGAACUUGGAGAGUCGGAGGAGAAGCAGUUGGUUACAUCCGAGAGCGCAGAAUUGGCGCCUGGAGCUGCGAGGUUAACCUUCUCUCGCUUGUCCAUUCGUUUGGCAAUCCUGUUGUCCGUCAUUCUCGCUGCUAUAGCCAUGUGGGAUUACAAAAUGGAAUCGGCGGCCAUCGGUUUCUGCGACACUGACAGUAAAACCAACGACGCGCUAGAAGCUGCCCGAUCGUACAGAGAUGCCGUAGAGGCCUGUAACAAAGAGAACCGGACGGAACUGUAUCUUCCCUCUCUCCGCGACUCCGAUCUCAACGAAACCGCUAUUGCCUGUCCAUUGCCACCACUGGUGCCCCGCCCCCAUCCCGAUGCUUGCACGCCAUGUCCCAGACAGGCGACAUGUUCGCAGUUUUCCGUCCAGUGUGACAAUGGCUACCUCUUGAAGCCUCCUCUACUGCUUGGCUUCCUCCCCGACCCGCCUCAUUCGUUCAACUUGUCAAUAUCAUCGUCAUCCACACCAUCAGAAAUCAUAUGGUCGUUGUUGUCUACUGGACUUAACGGGCUUCCUGGGUUAGGCCCCAUUGCACUGCCUCCUCGAUGUGUUCCGGACCCGAAAUUGCAACUCAAAAUCAGUGCCUUGGGUAAAGCCAUGAAAUCCAUGCUCUCCCAAGAACGCGGCAGCCGUCUGUGCGUGGGUGGAAAGGAACUGAAAAAAGUAUAUUCCGAGGAAGAUGGGGGAGAGGCUCGUAAAUGGGGAGUCGAACUUGAAACGCUUCGGGAAAUCGUGAAGGGUAAAACUUCACCUAGUUUGAAGUCGGCAUUCAAUGAAACCUUCGACAAAGCUGUUGAAGAGCUCGUUGCAUGGGGUCGAGUCCUUCGUUCUUCGGAUAAGGAGGGUAACAGCUAUCUCGCAAGUAAGGAUGCAGACUUGACAUGGGGGUGUAUGAUUACCGUCAAGUCAAGAGAGUUGUGGGCUGCCUGGAGACAAACCGCAUUAGGGGUUGUGGUCGCCAUUCUUGCGACACUCUUCGCUCGUUUGAGGGUGCUCAAGAAGAAAUCGGAAGCCCGACGUGUCUCUGAGCUUGUCCAAAUCGCGUUGGACACGUUGAGGAACCAGGAAUUGGCCCACCAUACGGACCCCGUCAGCACCCCUCAUCCGUAUUUGUCCUCGAUUCAAUUGAGGGAUGUCAUUCUUCAGAAUGAACACUCGAUUCCUACCCGACGAAGGUUAUGGGACAAGGUGGAGCACAUCGUAGAAGGAAAUGCGAAUGUCCGUGCUAACCUCGAGGAAAUCGAGGGUGGCGAUGAAUUGAGGGUGUGGAGGUGGGUGGGAAAUACCGGUCGUGGAUUGGCAUAG